This is a messenger RNA of Mastomys coucha (southern multimammate mouse), 5484 nucleotides long. RefSeq names its product zinc finger protein 709-like. NCBI's taxonomy places the organism in Eukaryota, Metazoa, Chordata, Mammalia, Rodentia, Muridae. Gene Ontology annotation, biological process: negative regulation of transcription by RNA polymerase II; regulation of cytokine production; regulation of immune system process. The record is from RefSeq and is a predicted model, not a curated record. Bases 154 to 1650 code for a protein of 498 amino acids. The transcript has 4 exons.
AAGAACACCAGUCGGAAUGGAGGCGGGCACUUCCGGCCUGUCAUGCCUCAGGUUCCGCAGUGUGACUGAGGAAGACUCCUCGAGCCACGUUCCGCGCAGUGACCCUGCUUCCCGCAGCUGUGAGGAGAGUGGGGCGAGGUCGGAACCCGCGCUAUGGCUGCAGUGACCUAUGAGGAUGUGCAUGUGAACUUCUCUCAGGAAGAGUGGGCUUUGCUGGGUCCUUCCCAGAAGAGUCUCUACAGAGAUGUGAUGCUGGAGACCUGCAGGAACCUCACGGCUAUAGGAUGCAAAUUGGAAGACCUGAAUAGUGAGGAACACUCUCAACGCUCUAGAAGAUAUGGAAGACGUAACAUCUGUUACUCUGGAUACAAGCCUUGUGAACUUAAGGGAUAUGGAAAGAAGCAAUGUACCUUUGCAGAUAAAAGGUUUCUUCAAAUAUAUGAAAGAAUCCAUACUGAAGGGAAACCCUAUGAAUGUAAGCAAUGUAGUCAAAUCUUUACAAAUUUCUGUCAUCUUCGAAAACAUGAAAAAAAACAUACUAGAGAAAAACUACAUGAAUGUAAUCAUUGUGGUAAAUCCUUUCCAAGCCGCAAUUCUCUUCAAAUACACAAUAGAACUCAUACAGGAGAGAAACCAUAUGAUUGCAAUGAAUGUGGUAAAGCAUUUACAUGUAGCAGUAAUCUUCUACUACACAAAAGAACCCAUACAGGAGAGAAACCCUAUGAUUGCAGUGACUGUGGUAAAGCCUUUGCAAGUAGCAGUAAUCUUCAAAUUCAUAAAAGAAAGCACACUGGAGAGAAACCCUAUGGAUGUAAUCAGUGUGGCAAAGCUUUUGCAUAUAGCAAUGCUCUUCAAAAACAUGAAAGAAGUCACACUAGAGAGAAAAUCUAUGAGUGUAAUCAAUGUGGUAAAGCCUUUGCACGUCAUAGAAGUCUUCAAAAUCAUGAAGAACAUCAUACCCUUGAAAAACCAUAUGAAUGUAGUCAAUGUGGUAAAGCCUUUGCAUAUAGCAGUAAUCUUUAUAUACACGAAAGAAGUCAUACUGGAGAAAAGCCAUUCAAAUGUACUCAAUGUGGUAAAGCCUUUCCAAGUCACAGUUCUCUUCAAAUACACGAAAGAACUCAUACAGGAGAGAAACCCUAUGACUGUAAUGAAUGUGGCAAAGCAUUUGCAUGUCGCAGUAGUCUUCUACUACACAAAAGAACUCAUACAGGAGAAAAACCCUAUCAUUGCAUUGAAUGUGGUAAAGCAUUUGCAUGUAGCAGUAGUCUUCAAAAACAUGAAAAAACUCACACUGGAGAGAAGCCUUAUGAAUGUAAUCAAUGUGGUAAAGCCUUUGCACGUCGAAGUGAUCUGUAUAUACAUGAAAGAAUCCAUACUGGAGAGAAACCAUAUGAGUGUAAUCAAUGUGGAAAAGCAUUUGUACAUUGCAGUAGUUUUCAGAGGCAUGAACGGACUCACACUGGAGAGAAACCCUAUGAAUGUAAUCAGUGUGGUAAAGCCUUUACACGUCGCUUUAGUCUUCAAGUACAUGAAAGAAGUCAUAGUGGAGAGAAACCUUAUGAGUGUAAUCAAUGUGGUAAAGCCUUUGCAAGUCGUAGUAGUCUUCGAUAUCAUAGAAAACAUCAUACUGUUAAGAAAUCAAAUUAACAGUGUGGUAAAGCCUUUGCAUGUUGCAAUCAUCUUCAAAUACACAAAAGAAAUCAUACUGGAAAGAAACUAUGAGUGUAGUCAAUGGGGACAACCUUUAUAUGUCACAGGAAUCUUCGUAAUCACAAAAAAAAGUCAUGUGGAGAGAAACCCUACAAAUGUAAUUGAUGCAGUAAGCUUUGGCAUGUAAGUUUAAUAUUGAGACAUAUCAAAGAACUCGUACUGGAGAGAAACCCUGUGAAUGUAAUCAAGUGAUAAUGCUUCUGCAUGUUAUGGUCUUCAAAGGCAUGAGAGAAUUCCUACUGGUUAGAAACAACAUGAAUCCAAUAAAUGCAGUAAAGCCUUAUACACCAAGUACAUUUUUCCCACUGAGUGAUCUCACUGGGAAUCAUGUAAGAUUAGUAGAAUCAUUUCAUCAUUAAAUUAUUGUCUUGUUUACAAUUGUCAUCCAAGAAUAGAGGAACACAGAAUAAUUUUAAUAACAAAACCUACUUGCAAAUGAAAAUGAUAUUAAUACUGCCAUCUUUUUUAUGGGUUACCUUAUUACUUGUUCUUAACACUUUCUCAGAAGCACAAAUGAAGAGCAGAGAAGCAUCUCGGUGACUGAAGGUGGUUACUGCUAAGCCUAACGACCUGAGUGUAUGUGUAAUGUGGAAACUCACAUUACUCAUGCAAGUUUUCCUCUGAUUUUUACAGUUGGGCUGUGUCAUAUGCACACACGUAAUGGUACAUAUAUACAAGUAUAUAUUGGAUGGGUAAUUAAGGGCCAGUGAUUUCACUCGAUAGUUGAAGGCACAUGCUGGAAAACUGGACUACCUGUGUUUGAUCUCUACACCUCUGCUCAAGGAAAUAGGGAAGAGACACUGUAAGUUGUCCUCUGACACACGUGCAUAACAUAGCACAGGUGUGUGCACACAGACAAACUUAUCACAGGUGAAAUGAAAGGAAAUAACCAAAACAUUGAGAACGUAAAUGCUUUGCCAGCCAUAAUGAGUGCAUUCUAGUAUUCCAAGGGGUUUCUGUCUCUUCAAAGAAUGGUGGCUCCCGUUUGAAUCUUGCAUCAUCCUUUCAUUCUCUUUGUCUCAUUUUUUAAAAGAUAGAUCAUUUUAAAAACAUCUCACCUGGGUGUAGUGGUCCAUGGCUGUAAUCUCGGCACUUUGGAGACAGGGUCAGGCAAAUUUUUAUGAGUUUCAGGCUAGUUUGAACUACAUAGUUAGAUCCAGGAUGCAUAGCUAUGAAGAAAGACCCUGUCUCAGAAAUUUCAAAACAACAAACAAGACCCAAAUACAUCAAUAACAACUAAAAAGCCCCCAAACCAAACAAGCAUAUCUCCUAUUAUGGAUCUUUUAAAAAUAUAAUCUAGAAGUAUGAGAAUUUUGUAAUUUUAGUUUCUUUAAAAAACACAGGAACAUUAUGGGAAUAUAUUUUUGUUUUAAUCCCAGGUGUGAGUUUAUGGAGCUUCUGUGAUUUGCCUCGUAUGUCAUUUUUCACAGUGGCAGAUAGUUGCUUCAGUUGUGUCAUGUUUGGAAUUCUGGAGACUUUUCAGAGGGCAUCUGUAUAAAUGCUAUGGCCCCAAGAGGCAGUGUGGGUUGAUGGUUGGUAGUUGAAUGCUAUUGCUCAAAGAAACAAAAAGAACAAAUUAGAUAUCCUGAUGGCAAAGAUCAACUUUGUCCCAAGGAACUCAGCAGGAAGUAGUCUAAUGAUCACAUUGCUUCCUUUCCCCCAUGACCUUUUUCCUUUCAGAUUUAGUACUAGGAGGUUGAAAGGGAAGAGGAAGAGGGGUGGAGAAGGGUAGAAGAAAUAACCUACAAAGUAGCAAACAGUGGGUACUAUUGACACCCAUACAUGGAGCUAGCCAGAAUGGAACAUUUUAUUUCAAAUCAUAGAGGAAACAGCUGGGAAUGAAGAAAGGGAUUUUUGUUUCAAGAUGCCAGCAAAACAUUCAUUGUGGCUGCUUACCUUGGGAUAUUUCACUAUUUGUUCCCAGGGAGGAGCUUCUGUGUUUGUUUUGUUUUGUUUUAUGUUGUUUUUCUUGUUUAUAUUUAUAUAUUUUUUUGCUUUCUUUCUUUUUUCUUUUUUUUCUCCCCAUAUCCUGUCUCAAAAAAGGUAGGGAGAAAGGCUUAGCAGUUUGAAAAAUUGGGAGUGAAAAUGGAGGGAGUAAGAAACAAAAAUGGCAGCGAUGAGAAAACAAAAGUGUUCACUCUGCUCUUUCUUUUUUUGAAAGGUUUACAGAAUUGUCAGGGCUACUGGAAAAAUUGCAGGUGGAAGUUGAUGCACUUUGGAAACUAAAAGCACUGGAAAAAAGGAGAACAAAAAGAUUCAGUCCAGGUGACUGCACAAGAUAGGAGAACUUCCUGAUAGGAAUAAAGUGGGAAAGAAACUGCUCUGGAGGGUCCUCAGGUCCAGGAAAAGAUGGAAAGAAAGGAUGGCCAUCUGAUGAGACAGCCAACUUCAAGAGAAAGGGUUAAUUUCAAAACUACUGCACCACCGGAGUGGGAGGUGGGACAGCCUGCAGAUACAAAAUCACUAUCAUCUUUCCCAGGAGUUAUGCAGCAUACGCCUGCUAAUAGGGUGAAACAGAGUUAUGACAAGCUAGGGUGGCGUCCUGUUGAGGCCAUGGUUUCAUAUGGGAUGACUUCAUCUUACCUGAAACAAAUUCUAAAUGACUAGUCUACUCAAAAUAGAAAUAUACCUUUACACAUGCUGAAAGGAAGGAGCUGUGAAUAUUGAAAAGUGAAAUGGUAUGAGGGGGAUGAAUAUCGCAAAAGACCAGUUGCUAGGCAAAGGGCAGUACUUUGACAUACAAGAACAAAAGCAAUUCAACUUGGUUACUAUAGAACAAUGCUGCUUAGUAGCUUUAAGAGCUUGGGACAAAUUUGAGAAGAAUGAUAUAUAAGAUCCACCUCACUUACAAAGAUUAUAUCAGGAUCUGAAGAAGCCUUCACUGAUUUUUUUUUUUUUAAACAAAGAUUAGUCUCAGCUGUAAAGAAGGCCUUCUCAGACCCUGGUGUAAAGCAGGUGUUGAUAGAAACCUUAGCAGAGGAAAAUACAAAUGCAGAAUGUAAAGAAGGUAUUACACCAUCAAAGGCUUGGAAAGCACACAUGGGUGAGUGGAUAAAAGAUAAGACUGAUAUUGGUUCUAAUGAGUACCAUGCUCAUCGCAUAGAUCAAACUAUAGCUAGAGGUCUCUAAUAUCAAAAUGCUUUAAUUGUAUGAAAUACAUUCAUUUGAAAAGAGAGGGUGACCAAGCCAUUAUAGAUAUCAGAUCACAAAAUGCCAGUGUGUUAAAUGCAAGAAAUAUGUUUACUUGGCACUGAAAAAGUAAACAAGGCAUCUUUAAGGGUAAUGGUUUUCUACAUAAACACCAGAAAGACAGCCUAGUCAUCAAACUACGUUCAGGGAAUGUGGCAAGGGUUCCCAUUGGACCAAGGCAAGCUACUGCAGGCAAUGCUGCUCUAGACCUGACCAUAGAUAAACUUCGUACUGUAUCCCCCAAAACUCAAUGUCAUAAAAAUAUAUAUUGGAGUUUAUGGUCCUUUGGCUGCCAGGACAGUAGGGAUCUUUGGAAUGUGCAGACUGAUUUCUCAAGGAUUCAUUGUCUAUCCAGAAAUUAAAGAUGAAGACUUCAAAAGGGAAAUUAAAAUUAUAGCCUAUGUAAAAACACAGAUGGAAUUUAAUGCAGAUGAUAGGAAUUGCUCAGCUCUCACUGUUUCCCUACAUCAAAGUCAAAAUGGGUCAAGUGGAAAGAAUAGGAGGGUUUGGAAGUACUGGGAAAACCUGUUCCGGCAAACAGUUUAAUGAUUAUAGGCCAAAAUUAAAAUUGCAAGUAAAUGG